This is a messenger RNA of Drepanopeziza brunnea f. sp. 'multigermtubi' MB_m1, 6435 nucleotides long. RefSeq lists its product as uncharacterized. Gene Ontology annotation, cellular component: chromatin; nucleus. NCBI's taxonomy places the organism in Eukaryota, Fungi, Ascomycota, Leotiomycetes, Helotiales, Drepanopezizaceae. The record is from RefSeq and is a predicted model, not a curated record. Gene Ontology annotation, molecular function: histone H3K36 demethylase activity; histone H3K9 demethylase activity. Gene Ontology annotation, biological process: chromatin remodeling; regulation of gene expression.
AUGGGAAAACCCCAGACGUUGUCUUCCUACAACAAGGACCAAUGUAGUUUCCUACCAGCCAGUCAAAAUACGUGGGCCUCCGAGGGGCUCUUCGACUUUGACGACUAUAUGGUUUACGUCCUAGACUUGACGCGUGAUGAGGGGGCCGUGAAAAUUUCAAAUGUUGACGAGGCUGAUCUCGAAAAUUCCGGCGAUACUUUGAAAGACUACCCAAAGACCAUGGGUUCUCAGGCAGAGUUUUUCGCCGUGAGGAGAUCUAGUGAGCAUGAUUUGAGAUUGGAAGGGCAUGAGCAUGUAUCAAUACCGAGUGAUCGCCAUUCAAGACAAGCAUUCGAAUACUACUGUAACAUGAAAGGGCUUGUUGAUGAUUCCGCAAUUGAAGGCAUUCUCACAUGUCUUGAGAGGAUGAGCUGCGAAGGGGAAUAUGCGAUUCGAGAUUCAGAGCGCCGCAGUAUACGCCAACAUAAAGCAGCCAGGACCGUGGCAGAAAUGAUCCCACAUCGAAUCCCUGAGCUGAGCCAGCCUUGUACAUUUGCAUCAGAGCCAGCUGUAACGACUUUUUUUUUCGCAAAUAUUACCAUGGCUCGGAAUCAUCCCCUAGACUGGGAACACUGCCGUCGACAUGACACAGCAGAACACAGAAGUACGGACAACCAAAGCAUUCUGUUCCAUCCCAAGUCGACUGUCGACCGAUGCCCAUGCUCCGAGACUUCCACCCCCAAACACCUGCGAACACCUCAUCGUUUGGGAUGCCAACGGCGCCCAUGGCCACGACCAGCUUCGCGAUCGAUCAAAGUAAAUGCAAACAAAAGCGAGAAUACGGAGGCUGGGUGUGAACGUGGAUACUCUCUUGGUGUCCCUGGACCUCACCGAGCGAGACAUCUGAGGCGAGGGGCCCAGGGGAGAAGACCCUGGAUCCCACAAAAGGGAUGGAAAUUCAAUAAACACCCUUCACUCGCCAGCAUUGCGUCACGAACUGCUCGGUGGGAAUCAUUGACCAGCCGCAGGCCUCGGGGCCUCACCCCUGAUGCAUUAGGGGCCGGCUCGGGGCGGGACGACCUGCGCACACUACUCUAUUUGAAUCUUCGUUCAUCGACACUCGGCUCCACGCUCAUGGGGCUUAUGGGGCUUUGGGGUGCGGAGCACGCAGGCCGACGGGUCAAACGACCAAACAAGCAGAACCUCGAGAUCACACGAGAUGAAGGCCGAUGCCACUCCAUCAUGGCGGGCGUGAAUCAUCAACUCAUUCACGAUGAUUUGAUGAAUCGCAUCGAUGCCCGUGUAGACAGAAGUUGGACGUACCGGUACUGGUACUGCGUAUCGAAUCAAUCCAUCGGCACGGAAAAUGGACAGCAAGGCAAUAAGGCGGGGCAUGUAGAUCUCAUCUCGCCUCGGAAUCUGGGCUGCGUCGCUAGAGUCGAAUCGAAGCUUGACCGGAUAAGCGCUAGCGUCCCACCUUCGCGAACUUCGACCACCAUCCUUCCACCUUCAACUUCCAAUCUCAACGACCUCCCUCGUCGACUAAUUUCCUCACUCGAAUCGCACCGCACCCCCACCGCACCGCCUACCGUCGACGAUAAUAUAACCUCCGAUCCGGCAAUCCCUCUGAUCCCUCUCAUCCGGUGGUAUCUGCAUCCGACCGCCUGGUACUGGCGACGACCCAGCAUUCUCGGCGAGUCUGCUCUCGCGCGAAUUGAUACGGCACCCACCACUGUUCGCCCCUUCAACAAAACAGCUACCCCGCCGGGAAAAAUGCCAGCCGAUACAGUGGCCAUGCCGGCCCAAGAAACUGCGCCGGUCGGGCUGCACUCUCCCCCGGACUCAAACUCUGCAAUUAAAGAUGGCGGCAGCGACUCGGAACUCUCCGACUUGGAACCCGAGAUCGAGGCCAGCGAGAAGCUUGAAGUUGCCCCCGACCACAUUUCCGAAGGAGGCGUCCCAGUUUUCAAACCCUCCAUGGCAGAAUUUGUAGACUUCACGCGCUAUGUGAAUGCCGUCAACCCGUACGGUAUGCGGUCAGGAAUCGUUAAAGUCAUACCUCCCCCUGAAUGGCUCGCUGCGCAACCUCGGCUCGACGAGGCUAUCAAGACUGUGCGGGUCAAGGAACCGAUCAAGCAGGACAUCAUGGGCACGGCUGGAACUUAUCGACAAGCAAAUAUCGUGCACCAGCGCUCUUACAACUUGCCACAGUGGCGCCAAUUGUGCGAGCAGAGUGAACAUCAGCCUCCCGCGAAGAGAGGAGAGAGACGGGCGAACCAGGACAAGCCUGUCAAACCGGCCCCCAAACCCAAAGCCACACCUGCCCCCCGUACAGCGAAGAAGCGUGGAGCAGGAAGACCUCCCAAGAACAAGUCGAGAUCGGCAGCGAUCGAUAAGGAUGGGACAAGCACGCCCGAUCGUCUUCCCACACCAGUCUCCCCUAGUAUGAAGCCCGAGGAUGACGACCAGUCGGUCAAAAUUGAGGAGGACGAGUACGAUAGCCCAGCAAAGCUAAAAGGUGGACGACAGCCCAAGGCUAUCUCCGUCUCUUCUCGGCGCAAGAACAACAAGCGCGAAACCGGUGUGGUGGAUGAGGCUGCGUUCAAGGACUUCAAGUAUGAACUUGACGAGGAAUUCAGCAAGGAACGUUGCGACGAUCUCGAGCGAAACUACUGGAAGACUCUCACAUACGCUCCUCCUCUCUACGGUGCAGACAUGCCUGGGACACUCUUCGAUGAACGUACCACAUCUUGGAACCUGGGCAAGCUGGAUAAUAUCCUCGAUGUUCUAGGCUCGAAAAUCCCUGGUGUCAACACCGCCUACCUGUAUUUGGGCAUGUGGAAAGCAACAUUCGCAUGGCAUCUGGAGGAUGUCGAUCUUUACAGUAUCAACUAUGUCCACUUCGGCGCACCAAAGCAAUGGUACAGUAUCUCACAAGGAGAUGCGCGCCGUUUUGAGGCGGCUAUGAAGAGCAUCUGGCCUACUGAUGCCAAGGCAUGCGACCAAUUCUUGCGACACAAGACAUUCUUGAUCUCACCAUCCCAGCUCUUGUCGAACUACAACAUCAAGGUCAACAAGAUCGUAGCCCACCCGGGCGAAUUUGUUAUCACCUUUCCUUACGGCUACCACUCUGGUUACAAUCUCGGCUACAACUGCGCCGAGGCAGUCAACUUUGGGCUUGAGUCGUGGCUCGAGUACGGUCGUGUUGCUAAGAAGUGUGACUGUAGUCAGGCCCAAGACAGUGUCUGGAUUGACGUUCACGAGAUUGAUCGCAAGCUUCGGGGCCAGGAGGCCGAGUACGAGGAGACAGACGACGAAGAGGAAGAGGAGGAAGAGGAAGAGGAUGUCAAGGCUUCUGAUGUACCGACAUUUCCCCAGAUCAACAGGGAUAUCAAGCCGAAGGCUCCCAAGAAGAAGCGCAAGCGGCUUAAUAACGAGAAAGACGAAAAGUCCAAUGUCAAGCGAAUCCGUGUUCGCAUCAAGGCACCCUCGAGGGAGCCCUGCAUCCUUUGCCCGAACGACAUCCCCUCCGAGCCUCUCCUCUUCACCGAGGACGGCCAGAAGGCUCAUCGAUUGUGCGCUACGUACAUCCCCGAGACCUCUAUCGAAUCCGGGGACAAGGACAUUAUUGUCGAUGUCAAGUACAUCAGCAAGGGUCGUCUCGACCUCAAGUGCAACUACUGUCGCUCGAAGAAGGGCGCUUGCUUCCAGUGCUCGCAGAAGAAGUGUACACGAGCUUAUCAUGCUACAUGUGCUGCAGCCGCUGGGGUUCUCGUUGAGCAAGGCGAAAUUCCAGUCUUUGGUGAAGAUGGAACUGAAUACAAGGAUUGGGGUAUUGAAUUCAGCUGCCGAUUCCAUCGCACUAAGCGCGACAAGAAGCUCGAGGGUGAUGCACUUGGAGAGGACAAGCGCCUUCUCAAAGCCGGCUUAGACUUGAAGGUUGGCGAUGUCUGCCAAAUGCAGUAUUAUCGAGGCGACAUUUUUGCUGGAGCUGUCGUCGAGAACAGAAUUAGUGAAGAGAUGAUACUUGUCGACAUACUUCCUAGAGGUGAUCGCGUUGAAGUUGAGUACAAGUGGCUCCUCAUUGCAGACCCCGCAGAUUACCGUCUGCAGAAGCCAUCUGCAAAGGCUAUACCUAUGCCGAAGUCUUUCAAGGAUAAAGAGUCUCUCAACACGAGCAAGCGUCAAGUUGAUGACUUGCCAAGAGCGGAGGACCCAUUCGUUCAAGGCUGUACUUGGGCAGAGUUCAAGUGCGAGAAGAUCCCCCGCAACCCGGCUCAAAUCAAGGUCGACUUCAGCAAGGAGAACCAGAUGUGGUUCUAUCUUGGAAAGAAUUCUACGGAAGCAAAGGCGCAAUUCACGGAAGAUCCAGCAAAGCCUCGGCACAAUCCGAAGGGACAUUUCCUAGAUACGAUUCCGAAGCCUGCCCCCGCCGUAUCACGACAGUCAUAUGCUGCUUCAUACCCGUCAAAUUCCAAGGCAGAAGCUUCAUCUUCGAGUGUGGCAAAGGCGGCAACCCGACCGUACCAGCCUGUCUCUGCAGCCUUUAACAGGCCAGAAAAGCCAUAUGUAUACAAGCCUCGCAACAGUGCUGAGAUGUACAAUGUGGAUCCAAAAGCUUACCGUGAUCAGCAAAACUUCCUCCAGCGAUCGACCGCACCUGCCUACACCUUCGGCUCAGAUCCUCGUUUCCAGAACUCCCAAAACCCUCGCCCAGCAAAUCAAUACUCGACUCACGCACCCGCUGCUAAGGGUCCACAGCAACAAUCACAGGCGGGAACUGUGGGAUCUUUUGGAUCGACUCCACGGCCAGCGCCUGCGAUGAGCACUUCACGUCCUGGUACUGCUAUCCCUACACCUCAGUCGAUGUACCGUCCUUCCAAUCAUGUGGCGUCGCCUAAACCUAUGAAUCCCUUUGGUAGCAGACCACAGCCUGCGAACUCGAAACAAAGUCCGUUCGCCAAGUAUCCUUACUUGCAGAAGGAGCAUAAUGUGUCCCCGUUGGAGUACAAGAGCCCCUACAGACCUGGCGGCGGUUUUAUGAACGGUUACCAGGGCAGUCUCCAGGCGCACUUGCAGCAGACUAUGUUCCGGCCAGGUGGUUCCAUCACGUCGAGCAUCUCGUCCUUUGGGGGAAGCUCGAAGCCUUACUCAGGCCCGCCACGUCCAAGCCUGCAACUGCAAAAUUCGUCCUCUUCGACUUUGCCCAAUGGUUAUCAUUCGUAUCGUACUUCUGCGCCUGCGCCUUCUUCCAUACCUGCUCCAGUACGCACUUCUGUACAUACCGCUGCGCCUGCGCAGCAGCAGCCUCAGGCCCCUGCAGCCACAGCCUCUGCAAACACCUCGGACAAAAAGGACAACGCACCGCUGCAUCCUGCUAUCAGGCAAGAGUACAACAGGAUGUAUAAUCAAUACCAGGCUCCUGAAGAUUCGGCGUCUCAACCACAAAGCUCUGUUUUACAACCACCAGCCAUGUAUCACAGACACGGUCAACUUCAACCGCCAUAUCAGCCAACGAUCACUCCUCAAAGCCAGGCUCGGUACUAUCCUCAACAAGCAGCCCAACCUCUACCCCAGAAGCAGAACCUGCACCAACCUCAGCAACGAACACAGCAGUACAGUGGCUCUUCCAACUCCGCCCCACAAACCGCCUACAAACCAGGUGCGGUGCAUCCAACUAGCCGUCCACCCGUGUCGCAGCCUGAACCCCAACCUUCUAUGUUGGCUGACAAUUCGCAAAACCAACCCUCUCCGUCGGUAAGAAACGCGCAGGUCCACUCUCCCGCUUCACAGCAGAAGUACCAAUCGUCUCCCGCAACUAACAACUCGCCUGUUCACCCUCCCGCCCAGCAACAGUAUCAGCCUGCUCAAGUUGCUCGACAGUCGCCAAUUCAUCCUCCCACGCAACAACAAUAUCAGCCGCCUCCAGCCGCUAGAAAUUCGCCAGUCAAUGCUCCGGUGUCUCAACAGCAAUAUCAGUCUUCCACAAUGGCUAUGAACUCGCCAGCUCUGUCAUCAGUCUCCCGGCCACCCUACCAACCUUCUCCCAAGUUUUCGGAGUCACCAAUCAGCCGGCCUGUCUCACAGCAGCAGUAUCAGCGAUCUCCAGUCGUUACAAAGACACAGAUUUACACCCCUCAACAACAGUACACAACACCCGUGACUCCAGUUUCUCAGCCACAGUACCAGCCCAUGCCUCCCACUACCAACGGACAAACACAUGCGGCUCAUUCGCAGGCGCAGUAUCAGCAGCAAUCUCAGCCACAAGAUAACAAGCCGAUAUACGCGCAUCAGCAAUACUUUCAGGAUUCGCAGAUUCACCCGCAAGUACACCAACAGGCUUCUGUGUCACAGGCUUCAAAUUUGCAGGUCCGCGACUUUCCAGACGUCCCCGCUGACUCUACUACGCUGGUCGAGAGAAUGAUGAUGACACUGAAGCGGGCACCGGCUGCUUGA